This is a messenger RNA of Cololabis saira (Pacific saury), 6548 nucleotides long. RefSeq names its product A disintegrin and metalloproteinase with thrombospondin motifs 7. Gene Ontology annotation, cellular component: extracellular matrix. The record is from RefSeq and is a predicted model, not a curated record. Bases 285 to 5666 code for a protein of 1793 amino acids. Gene Ontology annotation, molecular function: metalloendopeptidase activity. The transcript is spliced from 24 exons. Gene Ontology annotation, biological process: proteolysis; extracellular matrix organization. NCBI's taxonomy places the organism in Eukaryota, Metazoa, Chordata, Actinopteri, Beloniformes, Belonidae.
CGGGAGGAGACUGAUGGGGCACAGGAGGACCAGGCUCUCGUAAGCAAAAACAUUCACACCGACUUACAAGAGCGGCUGCAGAAAUAAGAAUGACAACGCCACAAAAACGCACGUUCAGGCCUAAACUGGAGAUAAUUCGCUGAGGCUGUCACAGUUUGAACGCAUGGUUGCAACAAAGAGGAAAAAGUGCAUCCAGCUCCCAUGGAAUUGGUUUGAAUUGACAGUCGGAGCGGCAUUAGAGAGGCAUUAAAUGUUCGUGAUAAAUAGGCAACCAUCCUGACAAAAUGACCCGUUUGGAGCGCGGGCGUCACGCUUGUGCACAAAGAGCGCGUCCCAUUCACGUGUUGGUGGCGCUGGUGAUGCUGCUGGAGGACUGCAGGACGCUGGGGUCGUCACAUGAACCAGAGGGAUUUCUGCAGGACCUGCCUCAGUAUGAAUUGGUUCACCCCACCAGAGUGGAUGCCAGAGGUCACUUCCUUUCCAACUUCCUGCCUCACCAUGCUCGUCGUGUUCAGCGCAGGGAAGCCUCAGAGGAACCAGUGGACUUGGAUAGAGUCUUCUACCAGUUUUCGCACGGUGGCCGCAGCUUGAAAUUUAACCUCACCCUCAACUCAAACCUGCUGGCCCCGGGCUUCCUGACGGAGAGGAGGUACGGUGGCCUGAACGGGGCCCGGAUCCAUCGCCCUGAAGCUUCUCAGUGCCAUUACUUAGGUGAAGUAUGGGACGAGACCACUGUUAGAGGGAGUGCAGCUAUAAGUACCUGUGAUGGACUGACUGGACUGUUCAAGUUGUCUGAUGAAGAGCUCUUCAUUCAGCCUCUGGAGAAGUCCAGUGACGAGACCUCAGCACUGCAGGCCCACGCCAUCUACAAACGCCACGCAGGGCCCGCCUCCCAGCCUCCGCUCACUCCAGCCAACUCAGGGAAACACACUCUCAAUGGCACCUGUGGAAACAAGGAUUCCAUCGGUACUUUUGAAGACAUUGAGAAGCAGAGGGAGAGGUGGGAACGUCGGCAGCAGAGAAGGAGGAGAAGAAUUCAUCAACGGUCAGUGAGCCAAGAGAAGUGGGUGGAAACGCUGGUGGUGGCUGACCCUAAAAUGGUGUCCUAUCAUGGGAGCAAAGCUGUGGAGAGCUACAUCCUUGCUGUCAUGAACAUUGUGGCAGGUCUUUUCAAAGACGCCAGUAUUGGGAACGCGAUCAACAUUGUGGUUGUUCGAAUCAUUCUUCUGGACCAGAAUGAGGAUGACCUGAAGAUUACACACCACGCUGAUAACAGCUUGAACAGCUUCUGCAAGUGGCAGAAGAAACUCAACAUGAAAGGAGACGAACACCCGCUGCACCAUGACGUGGCUGUGCUGCUCACCAGGAAGGACAUCUGUGCAGCCAGCAACGUGCCUUGUGAGACUCUGGGUCUGUCCCACGUGGCAGGAAUGUGUCAGCCGCAUCGCAGCUGCAGCAUUAGUGAAGACACGGGGCUCCCGAUGGCCUUCACUGUAGCACAUGAGCUGGGACACAACUUUGGGAUGCAGCAUGAUGGCAGCGGUAAUGACUGUGAACCCAUUGGGAAGCAACCUUUGGUCAUGUCUCCACAGCUCCUGUACGGCACCUCCCUGCCCAGGUGGUCUCGCUGCAGUCGCCAGUAUAUCACCCGCUUCCUAGAUCGUGGCUGGGCCUGGUGCCUCGAUGAUGUGCCGGUGAAAGGCGGGUUGUAUCCGACUUCGAUGCUUCCUGGAGUGCUCUACAGCGCCGUCCAUCAGUGUCGCCUGCAGUACGGAUCCGGGUCCCAGCUCUGCAAUGACAUGGAUAAUGUGUGCAGCACUCUGUGGUGUUCUGUGGGGACGACCUGCCACUCAAAGCUGGAUGGAGCCGUGGACGGGACCAGCUGUGGUGCGGACAAAUGGUGUAUCGGUCGGGAGUGUGUAGCAGUGGGAUACCAGCCCGAGAGCGUAAACGGAGGCUGGGCGUCGUGGAGCGAGUGGUCGACCUGUUCCAGGACUUGUGGUGCUGGUGUCCAGAGUGCAGAGAGAGAGUGUGAUAACCCAGCCCCGAAGCAUAGAGGGAGAUAUUGUCUGGGAGAGCGGCGGCGGUACAAGAUCUGCAACACCACGCCCUGUCUUCACGAGCUUCCCACCUUCAGAGACAUGCAGUGCGGUCACUUCGACGCCCUGCCGUACAAGGGCAAGUUCUACAAGUGGGAGGCAGUCAUCAACAAAAUCAACCCCUGUGAAUUGCACUGCCGAGCGCUGAAUUUUUCUGAGAAGAUGCGAGACGCUAUCACUGAUGGGACACCGUGUUAUGAUGGCAACAAAAGCAGACAUAUGUGCAUUAAUGGCAUUUGUCAGGAUAUCGGCUGUGAUUAUGUGAUCAAGUCCAGUGCUGUGGAAGAUCGCUGCGGAGUCUGUAAUGGGAACGGCUCCACGUGUACUACUGUGAGGAGAACCUUUGAAGGGAGCGAAGGACUUGGCUAUGUAGACAUCGGCCUGAUCCCAGAGGGGUCCUGGGACAUCCUGAUUGAAGAGAUGGCCGAAUCUGGGAAUUUCUUGGCUCUGCGAAGUGACAACCCCAACAGGUAUUUUCUGAAUGGAGGCUGGACGAUUCAGUGGAGCGGAGAGUACAAGGCAGCUGGAACAGUGUUCACCUACGAGAGGACGGGACAACUGGAGAACGUGACGUCUCCUGGGCCCACAAAGGAACCACUGUGGAUUCAGCUUCUCUUUCAGGAGAACAACCCGGGAGUGCGGUAUGAAUACACAAUCAGUCAAAAUGUUUCAGAGGACAACAACAACAUCCCAGCGACGGUUUUCUUCUGGAAGUACGGCUCGUGGACUGAAUGCAGCGUUACUUGUGGAACGGGUGUUCAGAGGCAGGUUGUUCACUGUGUGGAAAAGACGACCGGCAUAGUUGAGGAGCACCUCUGUGACCCGUCGACCCGGCCUGAAGAUAACAGAACCAGCUGUAACAAGGACGCGUGUCCCGCCACAUGGUGGGUUGAAGGUUGGCAGCAAUGCUCAGCGAGCUGCGGGAGCCUGGGCCGGGCUGAGAGGACGGUUCUCUGCAUCCGAGUCAGGAGCGCAGAGGAGCACAAAGCUCUGGAGCCCAGUGACUGUGAGCACAUCCCUAAACCUGAGUCCACCAUCCCCUGCAACACACAUGUCCCCUGCCCACCUGAGUGGACCACUAGCAGCUGGUCAAAGUGUUCAGCGACUUGUGGAAGCGGAGUGCGUCACCGUAACGUGAGCUGCUCUCCAAACGAUGCCGUGGCCUGCGACCCCCAACAGAAACCUUCAGCGGUCGUGGCCUGCCACAUUCAGGACUGUCCGCCGGUUGCAGAUAACUUUGGAGGCAUCGAAUCGUCUGGGAGUGGGUGGUCCAGCAAAGAAGUGCUCAACGAAAUUAACCCCAUUAACGAAGUCAAACCUCCUCCUAAGUACGGCACCACCAGAGGCCAGCCGAGAGCUCCAGAUCUCAACGGCAAAGUGGAGGGAGAUUUCCACUACCACAACAAUAUUGAAAAUACAGAACACUCUCAAGAAGACAGUGUUCAGGUCGAUGACUUUUACUAUGACUACAACUUUAUAAAUUUUCAUGUAGACUUUGAGAAUGUUGAAGAGGAUUUAGAGGACAAUCAAAGAUCUGUCUCUCAGAGUACCAAAACAACCCUCAGCGUGGAAGAUGAUGCUCAUAUUGAAACCACGAAUACUCCCACAGCUACCGCUCCUACGGUCUCAAAAGCCUCCACUUUGAAAUCUGAAAAGCCACAGAGCACAAAAGCAGACGGUAUAAAAGAUAGUUCUGCUCAAGAAGAUUCAGAAAAUGUGGAAGAUUUGCUUUCUGAGGAUUAUCUUCUGCCUGUGUCUGUCACUCUGCCCCCGCUAUCAUCUUCAACCCGGCAUUCACACACGGUAAAAAAGCUUGAAAACAGUUUUACGCCACAUCUGCUUUUCUACAACACCUCUACAACACCUCCUACACAGGAUGGAGAAGGGAGGGAGUCUGGGGGGGAGGCUAAAAGCUAUGAUCUAGAGGAAAAUCACUCUGAAGGUUUCUCUGAGCCUCCGGUGCAUGCUGCUCUUACUCCCAACAGUGACGUUAAAACAGCAGCGAGCGCUCUGGAGGCGGAUGAUGAGCAUGUGUCCGCAGACCCUUUGGGUUCUCCCAUGUCGGAGACUGAAACUCAGGUAAAAACACAAGUCCAACUUGGUGCAAGUGUUUCAGAAAUAGCUCAACCAACCAGUCAGUCAACAGAUUUUCCUGUUGCUUUCACAACAGGCGAGUCAAUCAUGGAUCAGAAUAAUGUUGAUACAGCAUAUACCACGACAGAAAGCAACGUAUGGGACAUAGACUACGGCUUCGGGACGUCACCUCCUCCCUCUGACAGAUCCACUCUUCUCGUUCCCUUCCGGUUUAUCUCAGGUAACGGACAAGCAUCUGAGGAAUCAACAUCUUUAACUGGAACAGAAAUGAUACCUCCUACAAACCCGGAGAGAGUCACGCAGGCCCCUCCAACUGACUUCCUGACAGCUGCAAUAGAAGAGACGCCUGCAAACCCUCCGUCCGCUGAAACAACUGGAACAGAUCCCACAUCCCAGCUUCCAACCUUUGGUAGGACUGAUUUUGGCGACAGUGAGAUAUUAACGUCCUCAGUGGUGAGCAGCAGCAUCAGUAGUCAUCCUGGUCCCCCUCACCAGACUCCAGCAAGCACACAAUCCACCGCCCUGAGUUCAACUCCGGCACAGCACCAGGAACCAACAACACCUGCUGUUCCCAUUCUCCCCGCCCAUCCGUGGAGUCUGUGGCCGCCUCUCAUCCCGACAUCCGUCCAAACUUCAGCCUCCACUUAUGUCCCCGGAGCUGCCUUCUGGGUUGCUGGUAACUGGAGCGCUUGCUCCACCAGCUGUGGUCUGGGUGCGACCUGGAGGACUUUGACUUGCAGCACUGGAUCAGAUUCUGACUGUGAUCCAACCAAGAGGCCCCCACCGGCACGCCGGUGCUACCUGCGGCCCUGCUCCAUAUGGAAGGUUGGACAAUGGAGUAAAUGCUCCAAGAACUGUGAAGAUGGUUCCAAGAUACGGGAGGUCCAGUGUUUCGACCUGAGGGACCAAAGGUCUCUCCGACCUUUCCACUGCCAAGCCAUGUCCUCCAGACCACAAAAAGAAAUGCCGUGUAACCUUCAGCCGUGUCUCUCCUGGUAUACCUCCUCUUGGGGUCAGUGCUCCGAGGUGUGUGGAGGAGGCGAGCAGCAGCGCAUCGUCACCUGUCCAGAGAAAGACGGAUGCAGCGACGAGCUGCAGCCAAGCAACAUCCAGUCAUGCAACAGCCAGCCGUGUGCUCAGUGGCUCACUGGAUCCUGGGGACAGUGCUCGGCUUCUUGCGGCAGCGGCGUGCAGCACCGACUCAUCAAAUGCGUCAACACAAAGCUUGAUACGGGCGAGGAGGUGGAUCAGGCUCAGUGUGACCACCAGCUGCAGCCUGACGGCACCCAAAAGUGUAACUUACAGGAAUGUAAGAGCGCUCCCCCCGGAGCAGUUUGUCUUCGUGACCGACUGACGUCGCGUUUCUGUCAGACUCUCCGCUGGCUCGGCCGCUGUCGCCUGGCCAACGUACAAACACAGUGCUGCAAGACCUGCAGCCAGCGUCCCCACCUCAGAAGUGCAUCUCACCACUGAGGUCCAACAAGAAAACUCCUCCCAUCCUCCUCAUGCGGGACAAGGACUGAACCACGGGGUAAUGAGCUAUGAGUCGUCACAUAUCAACAAUCUGAGCCCUCCUCUGAACGAUGGACUUACUAUGAAUCACAUCAAGACUCUGCAAUGUAUGUUAGUCUAACACGCAGGGAAAAAAAGUCAGAAUGUAAAUAUUUGUUGCACUUUUUAUACAACAUAAUUUGACGGUAUCUGUGUUACAGAAAGUAGGUUGUAGCAUGAGAUAGGAUCCUUUUAAUGUAUCUGUUUUUACUGUACCAAGCUUUAACACAUGUAGACACUCCAUUCGUUCGUCUCUAGUUUUUUUUAAAGUGCUUUUAUUUUAUUGACGGCAGCAGGAGACGUGCAGUUUCAGGAUACAUUUCACAGCAUUUCACAGUGAGGGGUACAAGUGUUGUGAAGUAAAAAAAAAGUGCUUCCUGCAAUUUAUAAACAAACUGAUCUUUUGCUAUGAUCCAUGUUCUCUUCAAGGACAAUUCUGUUUAGUUUUAAUCGGCGGCACUGCUGGUGAACGGUGCUGCUAAUGUUCACCUGCAGCCACAGCUGUCCAGGUUCAGAGGAACAGCUGUACAUAAAAAGAGGAACAGUGAUGAAAGAAAAAUGAGUGUCCUGCAGCUAAAAAAAAAGGAUCAAAAUCCUCUAUGUGCCCAUGGAUCGGAGUAACCUCACGUGUACAGUUUGUAGUUUUGAUUCAAAACUGAAGUAGGAUGCUUAGUCAGUCAGAAUGUGCCCACAGGUGGAGAUUUCAUUCAUUUAGUACAACAACAGUUUCAGUCAGAUCAUUUCUGAUUUUUAUUUUUUAUUUCAUCAGAUCCAAAUAAAAAUUAUUGAUUAUUGAACACAUAA